Cicer arietinum (chickpea) is the source of this 1883-nucleotide messenger RNA. RefSeq names its product E3 ubiquitin-protein ligase RGLG3. The record is from RefSeq and is a predicted model, not a curated record. NCBI's taxonomy places the organism in Eukaryota, Viridiplantae, Streptophyta, Magnoliopsida, Fabales, Fabaceae. Gene Ontology annotation, biological process: protein ubiquitination. Gene Ontology annotation, cellular component: nucleus. Gene Ontology annotation, molecular function: ubiquitin-protein transferase activity.
AUACGCGGUAGCACUCCUCUCGUUUUGGGUUUUGCGUGACAUUAGAAACUAUAAGCAGCUUAAGCUUAAAGAGAAGCAAAGCAAGGAGACUGAGUUUGAGUUUGAGUUUUCAACGAGUGCAGUGCACGCAUCAAUAUAUAAUAAUACUCACGUCUAACAACACAUGCACAUUUAAUAAUCUAUUAAAAUAUUCAUUCAUUCAUUCAAUUUCAAACCACCUAUUACCUUUCUUUCUGUUUUCUCAAACGUCCAAAAAACUAAGCGAAUUGGAAACCAGCAAAAUCAACUAGAUUAACUUUGAAAGCAGGCUUGUAAUAUGGGAAAUACGGAGUCAAUGUCUGAAUCUCAAGAUGAUUUUUACCAACAACACCCUCCUAAUUAUGAUGGGAGUUCAAUUAAUCAUAGCAGCUAUCAUCAAACUUCUUCUUAUGCUGGGAGUUUUGAUAGCACUACCUAUGAUCAACCCUCUUCUUAUACUGGAAGUUCGGGGAACACUAACCGUCAUCAACCAUCUACAAGUUCGAUGAAUACUCGCCGUGGUCUUAAGCAGAAACCAACAUAUAUAGCUGACAAUUUCAGCUCAUUGGAUCAGGUUGUUUCUGCUCUGAGAGAAGCUGGUUUAGAAUCUUCAAAUUUAAUACUUGGUAUUGAUUUCACCAAAAGCAAUGAAUGGACAGGUAAAUACUCGUUCCACCGGAAAAGCCUUCAUCGUAUUGGAAACACUCCUAAUCCAUAUGAGCAAGCAAUCUCCAUAAUUGGCCGUACUCUGUCUUCUUUUGAUGAAGAUAAUCUGAUACCUUGUUUUGGGUUUGGUGAUGCAUCUACACAUGAUCAGAAUGUGUUCAGUUUUUAUCCCAAUGAUAGAUUUUGUCACGGUUUUGAGGAAGUACUUGCACGCUAUGGACAGAUUGUUCCACUCUUGAAACUGUCAGGACCGACAUCAUUUGCACCUGUAAUCGAUGCAGCAAUUGACAUUGUGGAAAAAAACAACGGUCAAUAUCAUGUUCUUGUCAUUAUUGCUGAUGGACAGGUUACUAGAAAUCCUGGUACACCGCAAGGAAAGCUUAGUCCACAAGAACAAGCAACAAUUAGUUCCAUAAUUGCUGCAAGUCAUUAUCCUCUGUCAAUUAUUUUGGUUGGAGUUGGAGAUGGACCAUGGGAUGAGAUGCAGCACUUUGAUGAUAACAUUACUGGGCGCUUAUUUGACAACUUUCAGUUUGUAAACUUCACUAAGAUCAUGUCUGAGAACACGGAAGCAUCCAAGAAGGAAGCAGCAUUUGCACUCGCUGCCCUUAUGGAAAUUCCAUAUCAGUACCGGGCAGCCCAAAAUAUACAAAUUGACAAUAGAGAACCAAUUCAUCAUCAACAUAAAAGACCUCUCCCUCCACCUAAGGAAGUAAUAGAUCAUGAUAAUGCAUUCAUUGCGACUCCGCACAUGACAACAAAUUUCGAUUCAAUUGAACCAACUGCUCCAGCCAGUGCAGAACCAGUAUGCCCCAUUUGCCUAACCAAUCCGAAGGACAUGGCUUUUGGAUGCGGUCAUACAACUUGCAAGGAGUGUGGUGCGACACUAUCAUCAUGCCCUAUGUGCAGGCAGCAAAUUACUACUCGCUUGAGACUAUACUCUUAAGUCAGAUUCUUGCUAAUUUAUUCUAUAGCAUUAUGAUAUUGCCGCUGCAGUUAAUGGAGUAUUACACAAUAUAUUAACAAUUCAGCCUCAGAAUGAGAUGUAUAGAAAUGUUGUGUAAAUGUUAUUCUUAAACAAAGGGUCCAUUGGGUAAAGUGUACAGAAAAAGAAUAAGGUUAAUUUGACCCAAAUUUUUCUCUGAAGUUGCUAUGAAGUUUGAAAUUAUUUCCUUAAAAGUUUGAGAGCAAGCUACCAA